Pseudomassariella vexata is the source of this 1362-nucleotide messenger RNA. RefSeq lists its product as uncharacterized. Lineage: Eukaryota; Fungi; Ascomycota; Sordariomycetes; Amphisphaeriales; Pseudomassariaceae. The coding region runs from base 1 to 1362 and encodes 453 amino acids. Gene Ontology annotation, biological process: secondary metabolite biosynthetic process. The record is from RefSeq and is a predicted model, not a curated record. The transcript has a single exon. Gene Ontology annotation, molecular function: FAD binding; monooxygenase activity.
AUGGCAUUAAACGCACCCCCAACUCCAAGCGGCAUCCGCGUCCUCAUAGUAGGCGCCGGCUUCGCCGGCUUAACAGCAGCCAUCGAAUGCCACCGCCACGGGCACACCCCCAUCAUCCUCGAGAAAUUUCCCGAGCUCAAACCUCUGGGAGACAUUAUCUCGUUUGCGCCCAACUCAUCGCGCAUCUUCCAGCGAUGGCCAGGAGUAGCCGAGAAACUCGAGCCCCGCGCCCUGCGACCAGAUGGCAUGACCAUCAAGUCGUGGCUGGGCGAGACGCUGUACAAGCAGAUGUGGAGCCGCGAAGAAGAAGAGUGGGGCAUCCGGUUUGACGGCCACCGGGGCGAGUUCCACGAGAUUGUGUUCCAGCAUGCGCUGGAGCUGGGGAUUGAAGUCCGGCUGGGGGCCAAGGUGGAUGAUUACUUUGAGGACGAGUCUGGGGCGGGGGUGUUGCUCGAGGGAGGGGAACAGGUGAAGGGGGAUGUGGUGCUCGCAGCUGAGGGGGUGCGGUCCAAGGGCCGGACGACGGUGUUGGGGUACGAGGAUAAGCCCAAAGCGAGCGGGUAUGCCGUGUAUCGGACUUGGUUCGGAACGGAGGAGUUGCUCAAGGAGCCCGAUUUGCAUUGGUUGAUUGCGGAGGGGGAUAAGCACUGUGCUUGGUUGGGGCCCGAUGUGCAUUUCAUUGCUGCCAGUCUGAAUGGCGAGAACUUCUCAUGGGUGUGUACGCACAAGGAUGAGGCGGAUAUUGGGGAGAGCUGGCAGUGGGAGGCGCCGCUGGAGGACGCGAGGAAGGUGCUAAAGGGGUGGGACCCCCUUGUGCAGAAGAUUCUUAAUCGAACGCCCAGUCCGCUUGUGGAUUGGAAAUUGGUGUAUCGUGAUCCACUGCCGACAUGGAUUAGUCCCAAGAGGAGAGUGGCGCUCAUAGGGGAUGCAGCGCACCCUUUCUUACCGACAAGUAUUCAGGGCGCAAGCCAGGCUAUGGAAGACGGGGCGACGAUAGCGGUGUGUCUACGGAAGGCGGGGAAAAACAAUAUCAAAGAAGCACUGGAGGGGUUUGAGGCUAUACGAUAUGAGAGAGUCAAGAGCGCCCAGAAGACGGGCGAACAGACCAGGGAUAUAUGGCACAAGGCGGACUUCGCAGCCGCGAGGGAGAACCCGGAGAGUUUAAGGUUGAGGAGAGAGGCUUGGUUGUUGAAUUUUGAUGCAGAGGCGUAUGCGGAGGAGUGGUAUGAGAGGACGGUAGAAGCAGUGAGGACGGAGGGGGUGGAGGGGGCGAGAAGGUUGCAUGUCAUGGAGGGGACGAAUGGGUAUAUUGAGUAUGGGAGCUUGAGUGGUACGGAGGCGGCGGGGGAACCGGAGUUGUAG